This is a messenger RNA of Ornithodoros turicata, 1820 nucleotides long. RefSeq lists its product as uncharacterized. The coding region runs from base 1 to 1815 and encodes 604 amino acids. The transcript has 4 exons. The record is from RefSeq and is a predicted model, not a curated record. NCBI's taxonomy places the organism in Eukaryota, Metazoa, Arthropoda, Arachnida, Ixodida, Argasidae. Gene Ontology annotation, molecular function: zinc ion binding; nucleic acid binding.
AUGAGUUACCAACUGCCGACGUUCGAAGACGAGAAAGAUAAGUGGAACGCUUAUCUGGUUCGAGUAGAGGCCUACUUUGAGGGAAAUAAUGUGACAGGUGAGUCACAGAAGAGAGCGUUGCUAGUGUCUGCGUUAGGCACACGGGCUAUUGAAGUUUUGAGCGGAAGAGUAGCACCUAGGAAGCCGAACACGCUUUCGUAUAGCGAGGUGGUGAACGCUCUGGACGCCUACUACGAUCCGACGCCGAAUGAAAUUUCGGAAAGCUUCAAGUUUUUCAACCGUUCUCAGUUGGAGGGAGAGCCCAUUCAGACAUUUCUUGUUGAGAUCAGAAGGCUUGCAGAUAAUUGCAAUUUCUCGACAAUGCUGGAUCGGAUGCUCCGAGACAGGAUAGUCUGUGGAGUUAGAUCGAAGAACGUUCAAAAGCAGCUUCUAGCUCAUAAGGACCUCACACUGCAACAGGCAGAAGCAAUUGCAUUUGCAGCUGAGGCAGCGGAUAAUGACGCAAAGAACUUGUCGCGAGAACAGCCACCUGAUGGACUGCAUAGGCUUAAAGGCAAAAGAGACGCCGGCUCAAGCAAGAAGUUGGGCAAAGCAAGGGAAUGUAGACGUUGCGGUAGCUCGGAUCAUUCCGAAGAUAACUGCAAAUUUCGUGACGCCACGUGCUAUAAGUGUGGUAAGGAAGGCCACUUAGCAAAGAAAUGCAGGUCCCGACAGAGACAGCGUGGAAAAAAGCCGCAGAGGGGUAAAGGAAGGACUCUGGCAGUAACUGGUGAGGUACCCGAAGAUACCGAGAAUUCCACAGACAGUCUGACGUCACAGAUAUGGACGCUUAAAGUCCAGUGCGAGGAAGGUUUAGUGGAAGCGGUAAGGCGAAAGUUCAGCUGGGAAGGAGUUGAAUUGAUCAUGGAAAUAGACACAGGUUCACCGGUUUGCGUUGUUCCAAGAGGAGUGUACGAGAAACAUUCUCAGUUUUGGCCACGGAUUCAGAAAGCCCGGGUUAAGCUUAGUUGCUACCUUGGAAAACUGCCAGUCCUAGGAGAGAUACCAAUGAAGAUCUCAUACCGUGGAGAAACAGUGGAGGCGGCAGUGACAGUAUUAGACUGCGAGGGCCCAAGCUUGUGCGGCAGAGAUCUCAUUCAGAAGCUAAAUCUACAAGGGAUUCCUGUUUUAAGUCUCUCAGGAUUGAGAGAGAGUACAAGUCAGCAGUCUCAAGGGUUACAAGCGUUGCUGCGAGAGUUCGGAGACUUGUUUACACCGGGUCUGGGACUGAUACAGGGACCCCCUGCGCAUCUUUACCUGAAGAAAGGUGCAGUGCCUAAGUUCUACCACCAACCCUUGGUAGGUUUGCUUCGAUCGGAUCGUCCAACACCGGUCAUGGCAGCAGCACGCAUCCAACGCUGGUCACUGCUCUUAAGCGGGUAUCACUACAAGCUGGAGUACAGACCCAGCAAGACCUUACUCACUAAUGAGUUCUCUCUUGGGGACAGCGUGUUUGCCCGUAACUAUGGCACCGGAGACACGUGGGUGCCGGGUAUCGUGAAAUCGACCUCUGGAGCUAGAAUGGUGACUGUGCAGACGCCUUCAGAAACGGUUCGUCGACAUGCUGACCAGCUACGCAGCAGACACCCAAUAAACGACGAAGAUGCCGCACAUCAACCAGAUCCAGGACCACUGGAACAGCAAGCCGGAAGCAAGGAUGGAGGCCAACGACAUUGCCCGUCCGUACCAAAUGGUGAAGAGCGAACUGUUCAAAGUGCAUUGCCAGUGCGUCGAUCAAGUAGAGUAUGCAAGCCAGUUGAACGUUAUGGUUAUUAAGUUAG